CAUAUGAUAUAUCUGUAUAAAUUGAAUACAUGUACUAAACCAUUGAACAGUGUAUGUAAUGAAUGGCCAAAUAAAUUGAUUAUAAUUUUCAAUGAAAGUGAAAACAGUGCGAACACUGCACUCAAUGAGUGAUAGGAAAACAUUUAUAGACUCGAGUGCUGUCCUCACAGUCAGUCAAUCACUGAAACAAUCAAUACAUUCAAUGUAUUGACUGUUAAGUGACAACAUGUGUGCCAAUAGGUGUCUCUAUAUGUCUAUUAUAUAUUGUCUAUGCAUUGAUUGAGUCUAUUAUUGUUAUAGCAAUCGAUUGGUUUCCCAGUGUUUUGACUGUUGUAUUGACAAACAAUAUAUACCACAGAUUGUUGUUGUCAUCCGAGUUAUCAAUUGAUCCAUUAGUGCGGUGACAACAACAACGGACAGUACACAUGUCGGACAUGUCGUCCUCGACAGCAACCAGACAUCAGGACUGGUUUAUGAUGACCGGCGAUCUCAUCAUAAAUCUAACGAACACUAAGUCCGGAGAGUCUUACCGCCAGAAGAAUAAUCUGAGACUCAAAUCGGCACCAAAUUUGAUGCCAUCGUCAAGACUUGAGCGCAACAAUAAAGAGUUUAACUCUGAACCGACGACUCCAUCCCGAGAGGACAUCAGUAACAGUGAUAUUAGUGUUAACCACCGAAACGGCGGCAGUUCUGAACACAAAGAGACACAAACACUUGUAUCGGGCAAUCAUAUGAUGAUUGAAGAAAGUGAUAGUUAUCACUAUAACAAUGAAGAUGUUAUGAAUGAUUUUAUAAAUAAACGACAAAUGUCUUUACCAUUGGUUCGUUUCCACAAAAGUGAUGACCAUUUGUUGGCGGCAAACAAUCUGUCGUCAGCUAUGGACAUAAACUGUGCCGAAGAUUGUUGUAGUCAUUCAUUGACAACGAUGUUAAGUGACAGACAAUUGACUGAUAGCUCUAAAACGUCAUCAAAUUCCAGUCCAGACAAUUGUGACCACAAUUUUAACGAAGAUGAACAGCUCCUAUUGUCCAACAACUCUUCGUCCAACAAAUCAUCGCCAAAUGAUUGCCAAAGUUUGAGUACCAGUUCAUCGGCCAACAUAUCGCCGACAAAGACAUUAACAUUCAAUACCAUCGAUCAUACGGAACAAACUGAGUCAUCGAUGUCCGAAAACUAUUCGCUAAUUAGCUCUAUUUCGUGUCAAACCAUAGAUCAAAGUAGACAUAAAUCUAAAACGAAAAACAAUAAUCAAAUGAAUACUUCAUUGUCUUCAUCUUUUAGUGAUGAAAACUCGAGCACUCCUUCCAUUUCGCCUGAGGAUCAACUCUUGAGGAAUAAUUUGGAAGACUUUGAUUGUUCAUACAAUGAGCUCAAAGGUGGUGUCAAAGAGCUAAACGGAUAUUAUGACCGUAAGAUUGGUGCUAAUUAUGUGUAUAGUAAUAACAAUAGCAGUAAUAUGAAUAUUAAUCACAAUAAUCAUAUUAAUGAUAAUAUUUAUAACAAUUAUAAUAAUAAUAAUAAAUUAGUGAAUGGAUCUAUAGUUACAAAAUCCAAUCAACUAAUUGAUAUUAAGCGAAAUGGUUUAACGACUGGUCAACAAUUGCAUACAAUCGGUGGUUCCGAUGAAGAAUCAUCCGAUACUGAAAGUAAUUAUUCGCCACCAAAGGGUGUUGACACUCCCAGUGCCAUCCGUUUGGCCAAAAGGUUGUACAACUUAGAGGGCUUCAAAAAGUCCGACGUUUCCCGUCAUUUAUGCAAAAAUAAUGAGUUUAGUCGUGUUGUGGCCGAAGAAUAUUUAAAAUAUUUUGAUUUCACUGAUGAUACUCUAGACUUAGCCUUAAAGAAAUUUUUGUCAAAUUUCUGUCUGAUCGGUGAAACGCAAGAAAGAGAACGAGUUUUGGUACACUUUUCCAAACGUUUCUAUGAGUACAACCAAAACGGUUCCUUCAGAUCCAAUGAUGCCAUACAUACGCUCACUUGUGCUCUGAUGUUACUUAACACUGAUCUUCACGGAGAGAAUGUUGGACGCAAAAUGACAUGCAAUGAGUUUGUUCAGAACCUGUCGGGAAUGAAUGAGGGCUACGACUUUCCCCGGGAUUGUCUUAGACAGCUCUAUCAGGCCAUCAAAGAUUCGCCUCUUCAGUGGGAUUCUAAUGAGAACUCGUCCACUGAUAAGACACCAAUCGAUGUGUUGGCCGCCAAUCUUAGCCAACAGGUCAGCAUAAUAGGUCACAAUCCUUUUCUUGAAGUGCCGAACCCUAACAGUGCCACUGAAUAUAAAAAGGGUUAUGUUAUGAGAAAGUCAUGUUACGAAUCAAAUGGCAAAAAGACACCGGUGGGAAAGAGAGGCUGGAAAAUGUUUUAUGCAACGCUCAGAGAUCUGAUAUUAUACUUACAUAAAGAUGAACAGGGAUUUAGAAAAAAUCAAUUGUAUGAAAGUCUAAACAAUUCAAUACGAGUUCAUCACGCAUUGGCAUCAAAUGCCAGUGAUUACACUAAAAAGCAAUUUGUAUUCCGAUUGUUAACUGCCGACCACUCAGAAUACCUGUUCCAGACAAGUGAUUCAAGAGAGUUGCAAUCGUGGAUCGAUACUAUCAAUACAGUAGCCGCUAGUCUAUCGGCUCCACCUCUUCCUGAAGCCGUUGGUUCGGAUGUUAGAAAAUUUCAAAGACCUUUAUUACCUGUCAGUCAUACGAAAUAUAAUUUGUGCGACCAACUAUUAGAUCACGAGAGAAGAGUUGAACGUCUGGAGUCGCAAUUGAAUCAACUUUUAUCAAAAACACCCCAAAAGAAAACCUCAAAAAGACAAUUAAGUGAUUUUGCUGAACAACAAAGUUAUUUACAAUAUGAGUUAAAGAGAUACAUCAUAUAUGUGUCGGCAAUGAAAUCAAAGUUAUCGCAACUGAAUCUAUUAAAUAACUUAAAUUCAACUCAAAUGAUUAGCUCAUCAGCGGCUCAACCAUUGCUGUCCACAGCGAUCGGUGAGGAAACGGGUGACGACACAAAUGAUACACCGAUUAUAACUACUUUUAAAAAGAAUUACUCUUCCGAUAGGUAAUAAUAAU
Messenger RNA from Oppia nitens, 3066 nucleotides. RefSeq names its product PH and SEC7 domain-containing protein-like (gene Efa6). The record is from RefSeq and is a predicted model, not a curated record. The transcript has 7 exons. Gene Ontology annotation, biological process: regulation of ARF protein signal transduction. NCBI's taxonomy places the organism in Eukaryota, Metazoa, Arthropoda, Arachnida, Sarcoptiformes, Oppiidae. Bases 435 to 3059 code for a protein of 874 amino acids. Gene Ontology annotation, molecular function: phospholipid binding; guanyl-nucleotide exchange factor activity; protein binding.